Molecule: messenger RNA, 1814 nt
Organism: Dendronephthya gigantea
Lineage: Eukaryota; Metazoa; Cnidaria; Anthozoa; Malacalcyonacea; Nephtheidae
Product: N-acetylaspartate synthetase-like
Exons: 2
Coding region: 677-1564 (295 amino acids)
Molecular function (GO): N-acetyltransferase activity
Source: RefSeq, a predicted model, not a curated record
UGUCAUGGAAUGCAGGGUUGUCAACCAAGCCUAUUGCUUAUUUGUUCUCCUUUAUUCCUAUAACUUUAAUUACUCCUCUACUAGUCAAGUUAGUCAACCAACCGUCAAGUGUUCUCGCGAGUCAAAUUAUUAAUUGUGGAAUGUCAGGAUGUAUUUAUAGGAUUCUACAGGUAAAACUUUUCACAUCGUCUCAACCUUUUCCCACAAGAACGUUCUCAUUACGCCAUUAGACGACACGAAUUGACGAAACCGGCUAGAAUAACACCCAGCUAUCAUUGCCCAAUUAACGUUCACCUAGCUUGUCGUGGUCGUACAUGCAGCUGAAGCAGUUACCGUGCUGCUCAAUCAUAUUUGUCUUUCAAGAGUCGCGAGAAAGCAGUUUAAUUGAAGGAAAAGAAAGUCAUCGUUCAUCUCUAGGUGCUUCUAUCUACAGCUGUACUCAAGGAUUAGUGAAAAUCUUUCAAGGAAGGAAAUCAAACAUUGGCAUAAGAGUUGUUCCCGACAGUGUCUGAGCGUGUCAGGAAGUCUCCUAGUUUAACACUGUUUUUCCACAUGUCAUCAAAUCAUUGCACAAGGAGCACUGGGUAACAGCAUGUGCUUGGAACACCACCCGUUAUAAAUAUACCACAAUUUGUCCUAUUCACUUCAGUCAAGGCUAAGCUGCUCUGUCGUCAAGAUGGACAAGUUGUUCGCUGUUUGGUGCUUAUACGAAUAUCAAAGUCCGCGAUCGACGCCAACUGUACGAAGAAAGCAGCGAGUAAUAACGCCGAAAUUCAAAGUUCCACCGAAAGAUGAAAAUCAACGACAAGUUAAAUUUCGACUUCUCACAAAAGAUGACAUCGAAAUUGUGCGUGAAAUCUACCAGCAAGGUCAUCAAGGAAGAAUUUUCCCUGCGUUUAAAAUUGGCUUCGCUCGCUCGUUAUCACUACUAACGAUGCUAAUACUGUUUGCACUGGUUUACCUCGCCACGAGAUCACUCCUCGUUUCUGUCGCUUUCGAAAUAUUAUACAAUUGCACCGUGCUGGCAUCAUUUCAUAAACUAUUCAAUGAUCACAUCUCCAACAGUCUGAGUAAAGAUUUGGAGGACAUGACAGAAUAUUAUAAAACUCAAGAAACAUGUACGAGAUAUAGUGACUUUGCUAAAAAUGGUUCCAGCAUCUGGGUAGCGGUGAAGGAAAACGUUGUCGUGGGUUUCGUUAGUUUCACCCACCUGAACGAAGAGACUAUCGAGCUCAAACGUAUGGGUGUAGCAGAAAAAUUCAGGCGGAACGGCGUAGGAGUAAGUCUUUGUCAAUUCGCGAUCCAGUUUCUACAAGCAACGAACUAUAAACGAAUUCUCCUUGAGACGACCGAAGCCCACCAGCCUGCAAUUCGUCUUUACAAAAAGUUCAAAUUCCAGUUAAUAAAAAGACAGCAACGCAGUUGUGGUUUAGCGUCCAUACAUAUUGAACAUUAUGAACUUCCAAUCAGUGUAGCAAAUACACUAAACAUUGCACCUUCACAGGCCAUCAAACCCGACUGUUCCCAUGCUAUUCCGAAACAUCUUAUCAAUUAUAUUCAUUAAAUUUAGAAAUUAAUAUAUUCGAAUUUUGAAAAAUAAUAUAAUGUAUAUAUAAUAUAUUUCAUGCAACAUACUAGAAUAUCUAUAUGAUAGAGAUGGACGAUACAUUGUCAUUAUUAUAUCGAGAUUCAAUGAAUAAGUAACAAAGACUAUAUCAAGUCGCAUUAAUAAUUCUUAACGUCUUUUAUAGAUGACAUAAUAUUGUUUUAGUUACGUCGCGUAACAAAUACUAUUUCGACCAUAACAUUGUUAA